GCCGCUGUGGCGCGUCUCUCAUAAUAACCCGCUGCGGUUGGACUCCGCCGGGGACGAUCAGAUUCGUUCUAUUAUUAUUAUAUACCUAAUAACUACCUAUUCGCGCUGGCUCUUGGUCAUGCAAAUUGAAUCUUGAAUCGCUUCAUACGAGGUGCUCAGUGCCUUUCUACUCUGCUCUGUUUGUGCGAGGUUUCUCCCUUCCCUCGCUGUCCCAUUCCGACUCACUCUCACGACGACUGCAAAUCGUCAUCGACCGUGGCUCCCGCAUUUAAAAUGAAACAUGCUCGAGGCUUGGUCUCGACCCUCCAGGCGUUUCGUUCCAUCUUCCUUACUCCCCUAGAGACCUUACGCCCUCAAUCUUUACGAUACAGACCGAUUCAAAGCCAAAGGCAGUCGAGAUUCAUCCAGAAUAGCUGUCCCCGACCUUUCGCACACUCCCGAGCCCUCUUUGCGGAGACGAAGCCAAAAGCGCUACAGGAUGAAGACAUUCGUUCAGAGAUUGUACAGAUUGCCGCAGACGACGGAAAACUCGGCGCCCCCCAGCGACUGAAGGACGUCCUGGGAUCGAUAGACCGUUCUCAAUACUUUGUCUUACAAGUAUCUCCGGGCGCCUCCAGACAACCACCCGUCUGCAAAAUCUUCAGCAAACGAGCUGUACGUGAAUAUAUUCGUUCCAAGGAAAAGGCGGCCCAUGCUACAAAAACUGCCGCCAAGCAAAUCGAAUUGAAUUGGGCUAUUGAUAGCCACGACCUUGCCCACCGCUUGAAGCAGUUGUCGGACUUUCUGGAGAAAGGACGGAAGGUCGAGAUCAUCCUGACGAGGAAGAAGGGAAAGAGAGCUCCGACUCCGGAUGAGAUCAAACACGUUAUGACGAGUGUGACGGAGACGACACAGAAGGCGAAUGCCAUACUGGUCAAGCCGGUUGAGGGAGAACCGGGCCAUCGUGUGCAGAUGGUAGUGAAGAAGAAGGAUGAUUAAUGGGAUCAGUGUCUCAUAAUAAUACGGACUAUGUACUAUAUUUUCCUGUACGGAGACAUCGAAUUACUGUAAAUAGCAUUUGGAUGAACAUACUUACUGGUCGUAUGCAUAAAUUAACAUGGUGGAAUGCCCCGGACGUGAUUGGGGAGGCCGAGCUGACUCAGCAGGCUUCCUAAAAAUUUCGGGUCCGGAGAUUCUCCAAGUUCUCUCUCGACUUCGCCCGAA
Messenger RNA from Monascus purpureus, 1203 nucleotides. The record is from the annotation of a GenBank genome assembly. NCBI's taxonomy places the organism in Eukaryota, Fungi, Ascomycota, Eurotiomycetes, Eurotiales, Aspergillaceae.